AUACUAUAGCACCUGGACAGAACAAAAGACACCUUGAAGCAGGGGACCAGUCUCUACAACAGGGCGUCGGACUGUCGGACCUCGACUUCCAUUCCGCGAGGCUAUCCUGUCCCUCGGCCAUCACAUACUUUAUGUCCACUUUGGGUGGUGGCCAGCAUUUCCUGAGAGGAAAAUACUGGACCCGGUACAGGGUAGCCAAAGCUGAUAAUGUGAUGAGAUUGUGACCGCUGCUUUCAAAAGCAGGCUGCCACCGAGUCACGCAGCAAACGUCAGCCUCGCCGGAUGCUGAGGAUGCUGAUGAAGCCGUAUGCGUCACAAAGGACGAUGUCAGCACUGGAAGAAGAGGACACGCCGAAUUCCUAUCGAUCUGUCGCCGAUUUGACUAUACUGGUUAGCUGGAUCAUGGGUGGUAUGCAUCACUAUCGGAGCAAAUCAUCGGCGAUGACAAAAAGCACAGGGCCCCAGGCAUCGUGGCUUCGUGCCGUUCUUCCGGUCUGCAAAUUCCACUUUCUCUCUACGUAUCGGUCCAAGACUAUCCAUACACAUCGACUCUCGGCUUUCCUUUUGUGCGCCGAGCACGAGUCUGAGCCCUACGGGUAUCUUGAGGGCACAAUUGAGGUUCAUGCCACUAAGCUUCAGGAUGUCAACGUUCUAAACUGCACGUAUGGCGGAGUCUGUGCUUCGAUGGGGGUCUCCCACAUUAUAUGGAGACGCACCAAUGGCAUCAUCAUUGCUAACUAUCUCUAAGCCAAUCUUUGAGGAUGAUGAAGACCAAGAUAAUGGUAAUGAUUGAUCAGAACCGUCCUAGAGCGGACCAUGUCGGAAGCCCUCC
Molecule: messenger RNA, 832 nt
Organism: Aspergillus ibericus CBS 121593
Lineage: Eukaryota; Fungi; Ascomycota; Eurotiomycetes; Eurotiales; Aspergillaceae
Exons: 2
Coding region: 283-747 (154 amino acids)
Source: RefSeq, a predicted model, not a curated record